AUGGCAAAUUCCAUAUCAUGGGCCCAAGAGGUCAUCACAUGUGAUCUUUGUGACAAUGCCACGCAGGUAUUCUGUAACAAAUGCCAAGUUAGUUUAUGGGAAGAAUGUAUCAACAAACAUGUCAGGAACCACAAGUCAUUAAGCCAUGAUAUUGUUCCUUUCAAGAACAGAACGAUACAGCUUGUUUUUCCAGAAUGUGAAUUUCACGAUAACCAGAGAUGUGAGGCCUACUGUCAACGGUGUGGUGUCCCUGUCUGCAUGAAAUGUGUCAUAACUUCCCAUAACGGACACAAAAUGAGAGAAAUACCAAAAAAUAUCAAUGACAAGAAAAAGGAAAUCCAAAAGGAAACGUUCGAAAUCGAAUCCAGUAUUAUACCUAUGUACUGGAAGAAAAGUCAAGAAGCAGAAAAGUAUAAAACUUCAUCUAUUGAAAAAUUUAGUGAACUUGGAGAAGAAACAGAGAAACAUAGACAAGAUUGGCGUCAGGAAAUAGACAAUAUUUUCGAUAAUUUAAGUUUUUUGAUCAAAAGAAAGAAAGAAAACCACUUGGCUCUACUGGAAACACACCAAUCCAAAAUAAGAAACAUGAUUCCAGUCAUGAUGGAAACAGCUGAACAAAACAAAGAAUUGCUUAAGUCAAAUAAAGUGUAUAAAGUCACCAACUACAAAUCUAAAAUAGAAAAAUACAGAAACAUUCCUGCAGCCAUGGAUCAAACAUUACCAUCCUUAAAAACUGACGCAGUCCAAGGAAGAGAACUAAGUAUAGAGCUAGGUGAAUACAAGGUUACACUGACACAGACAUCACUCUCCAGUCUCCUCUUUAUCUACAAGAUAGUUAUUAGACGAAGCAAGAGUUAUUGCCACCAUUCCUACUGGAGUAAAACAUCUAUUCAGUGCGGGAUGUGA
Saccostrea echinata is the source of this 906-nucleotide messenger RNA. Its product is annotated as E3 ubiquitin-protein ligase TRIM45-like. Gene Ontology annotation, molecular function: zinc ion binding. NCBI's taxonomy places the organism in Eukaryota, Metazoa, Mollusca, Bivalvia, Ostreida, Ostreidae. The record is from RefSeq and is a predicted model, not a curated record. Bases 1 to 906 code for a protein of 301 amino acids. The transcript has a single exon.